GAUCAGAUCUACCUGUGAUACUAAUUUAGAAAGCCUUAUUGAUUGCGGCUUUGUUCCUGUCAUGUGUUUUCCGUUUUAACCAAGUAAAAAUUAACGUUCCAAAUAUGUACACAAAGAAAAAUCAGCGUCUGAUUUUGGAAUUUCUCCAAAUUAUUUUUCACUUUUGAGGUCAUAUGAUUAAUUUAUUGAAAAAGUUUGUCAGUUUUGAAGGUAAAUCGUUGUGAGCUUCCAAUCCACGUGAUUCAGAUUGCUUUGUCUAUAUCAGUGAGCUAAUAAAGUGGACAUUGCUUACAAAGGAAUUAGUCAGAGACUUUCUGUUGUAUAUAACGCAUAUUACUUAUAAGACGGGAAAUUUGAAAGGAUUUUUCAUUUUUAAAUAUACUUAUGAUCGAUCAGCUGUUUUUGUUUACAUGAAGACAUUUAAAUCUAUUUUUGUACACAAAGAAGAUCUAUUAUCAAAAUGCGAAAAAUAUAUAUAACACGACAAAAACAUUUAUAUUCCAUGGGAAAGAAGACAGUGGUGCAUUCAUAAUGGAUACAAUUGAACAUUAAUUGGCGACAAAGAUUAUCAACAUAUUGAAACAGUUUCUAUAAAAUAAAUAUUUAAUGGCAGAAAAGGGAGAGAAGCGAUCUGGCACGAACACAUUGACAGGUGAAAAACAAAAGAAAACACUCAUCACACGACGAAAGAUGGAUAAAAAUACACGAAGAUAUUUCAUCACACUACUGGAUACAAAUCCUGAUAAUUUUUUACAAGAACUGUCGUCUGGAAUAAAAGCCAAUUCAAACGAAAAAGUUCGCGAACUGCUCUCUAUAAUGGAAGGCAAAUGUAGUCCUUUACACUGCAUGAAGCAAUACCGCGAAGGUGAAGAUGAAAGCGAGACUUUACUUCAUAUGGCCGUAAAAUACGAAGAUGAUUUUGAUAUUAUAAACAGAAUAAUUAAUAUAUGUCCAGACUUACUGUCUCUGGCAAGGGAAACGUCCGAAAACUACAAAGGACAAACACCACUUCACAUUGCUAUAACGAGAGGCGAUGAUAAGGUAACAGAAUUAUUGCUUUCGUCGUCGGGUUUAGAAUCGGAGAGAAAGCAGUUUUCAAACCGGACGAAAUUGACUAUGAUCAAUACACCGGCAGUUGGCAGAAUAUUUGCUAAUACGGUAAUGAUGGGAGAACUACCAUUAAGUGUUGCGGCUUUGACUUUUAACGAGAACAUCGUGGAUCUCUUGUUGGAACAUGGGGCUAAUAUGCAUGCUCAAAACAGUUGUGGGGACACUGUUUUACAUUCUCUGGUAAAAUACUCUGCUGUUUAUCCAAACAAAACCGACAAUGUUAUUAGCAUGUUUACAUACCUCAUCGAGAGAAUGAGAGAGAAUAAUUCAAGUCAAGGUCGAUACCAAGGCAUGGACACCGACAUCUUCUUAAAAGAAGAUUCAUAUAUCUGGUUUUUGGAAAACGACGACUAUCUGACACCAUUGCAACUGUCCGCUAAACUAGGAGUUGUUGAAAUUUUCCAAUUCAUAAUUAAACUUGAAAACGUCUAUUCAUUUGUAAGCACACAUGACGGACUGUUUGACGUAAAAUUGUAUGACAUCACUGAAAUUGAUACGGUUGCUAAUCAUCAUGUGGCAUCGACUACAACUGCAAACGAAGGUUACGGAAGCAAAAAGGUUUCCAGAAAUAUUGACGGUGUUUCUCGUACAAGUAUCAAGUCAAAAACGAAUUGCAACCCUUUUAAAUGUAGCCAGUUUGAUUAUCCAGAAACUGAAUCGAUUUUAGAAAUGAUGUUUGAUUUCGACUACCAGAGUCAUUCUGCCUUCAGAAUAAUUGAAACCAUACCAGUAAAGAAUAUCAUUCUUGAAAAAUGGCAGAAAUUAAGGUAUAUUUAUUUCAUAUGGGGCUUUCUGCAUGUAUUAAUGACCGUGUUUUUAACUAUGGAAAUAGUCAUCAGGUCUGAGUUAUAUGCCCUCAAAACUGCCUCAAACACAACUACACUCGAAAUUCAUGUUCCGGCUGCAUCUAGAACGUUUGCUGAAUUUGUAUCCUGGAUGAGUGUCGUUCUUGGUGGUGGAGUCUAUUGCUUAAUGGUCCUUUUGUUGCUGAUUGCUAAGGCAAGGCGACCGAAUACGCUUCGAUAUAUUUUUCACAACUUAGGAUACGUAUUCUUUUUAAUUGCGUUUUCUGUAAGUUUAUUUGUUGACUUCUUCAUGACAAGAACCAAAAACACACACGACAAUAUUGCUUUAAUACUAGCCGUUAUUGCUGGUUGGUGGUUUUCCGUAUUUUUCUUACGUGCUAUCCGGCUAUUUAGUUUUUUCACAGAAAUGAUCCGAAGAGUCAUUAUAGGAGAUCUUUUGCGAUUUUCAGUCAUUAUUUCGUUUAUGUUGUUUGCAUUUACAGCAGGCAUGUAUGCCGUUUUUGUCGGUGAGAUGAGCUUAGAUCAGCAAACUUCUGCAUACGAGGAAGCUGUUACUGAACACUUUAGUAGUUUUGGAGGUGCCAUGUUAACAAUGUUUAAGCUAAUGUUAGGUUUGGAUGAUUUUGGAGUUUUAAAUCAAGCCAGAAUCCCAGGUUUAGCAAUAGCUCUUUACAUAGUGUUUGCACUGCUUACUUAUGUUCUAUUAAUAAAUUCACUUAUAGCAAUGAUGUCACAGACAUGUGCAGUGGUUCUUGAAGAUAGAUACCCACAAUGGCGACUGCAACAACUUUCGGUUGUCUUGUUCCUAGAAGAUCUCUUUUGUUUAUCUUGCAUUCGACAUAUAUUUGGAUCCCCGGGAACAGAGAAAGAAAUCCGCGGAUUUGACCCAGUUUCAAAGCAAAAUAAAAUUUACAGUCGAUACUUUUUAAAAAUACAUUCGUUACAAACAACAUAUGCUUCAGAGGAAGACCGAGAAGCAAUGAAAAAGACAGUGAAAGAAAAAGAGCCAAUCAGAAUGGAAGGAUCGUUGCGGUCUGAUCAAGGAACAUUCAAUUAUCUUUUGAAUACAGGAUAUGCACCUUCCAUUCGUAGACGAACAACAAGUAGAAUGAAACGACCUGAAAUAGAAACGCCAUCUAUAAUCAUUGAUGAUGGAACUGGUAUACAGCGAAAGAAAUCAGCGAGAAAAAAUAAGCAGCUCAGUAGAGUGUUAGAAGAGGAAAUAAUUAUAAAACAGUCGGCUACAAAGUUAGGUUCUGAACCAGAUUUGAUUAAAUCAGAAAAAUCACCUCAGAGCAGAAGGCGUAGAUACCAUUCGGAAAACAUGCAUGAAAAGGAAAAUAGAAAAUCUCCGUCUGUUGCUUCAGCGGCGAGUGAAUAUACGCGAUCAGAUGGACUACUUACUCCCGUCGAAAAUAAAAUGCAUGUUCAUGAUCACUUUUACAGUUGCCCUGAAAGAAAAGAACUUUUUAUACCAAAUGGAUAUCCUCACGUUGAUAUAGAGCCAUACCCUAAUGCAAGUGCAUAAAUCAUACGAUUAAUAUAAAUGAAAGAUUUUAGGCAUUGUUAAGAUUAACGGAGCCAGUAAUUAAAGUACGUAACAGACAUUUGUUAUUGGUUUUCUGAAAUUUAUGUAAAUGAGCAAAUAUAUAAAUGCCUGUUAGGCUCCGACCAUAUCUUUUAUGGGGGGAUGUUAUUUUUUAAUAAUUUGUUUAAUUCUAAAUUUCUUUAAAAAAUAUUUAUUUUCAGAAGGGAAGUGGAAAUUCGGAAAAAUAAAUGAAAACAACAUUGAGUUGUAAAUAUUGUUCUUGUUCCUGUAUGUUAUUCAAAAAAUAGUUUGUUUUGACAUAAAGUCGAAAAAUUGUUCAUCCCGAGAACAAAACACAUGCCCUACUCUGGCCCCUCAAUAAAAAUGAUAGUUGGGUGCUUUAAAAUAAUUAACAUGUAAAAACUGUUUUGAGAUAUCCGACAUAAAUUAUCGGGUGCAUACAUUUUUAAUCAUAAAAGACUGUAACAUAGCAAUCAAUUACAAAAUGGCUUAUUUUCAUUCAUAUUUGACAUUCUUGAGAUCAUUUCACAUUUAUUUUCAGAAUUUGAUAUAUAUUUGAAAUUAUUCUUUUUAGAUUUGUUUUUCUUUUAAUAAUCUUAAUUUUGUUUACAAGUUCCCUACCUACAGUAUGCACACAUCCAUAUAUAUGUAGUAACGUAUAUUAGAAUGCAUUUACGAUAAAUCUUAAACAGUUGACAAGGCCAGUGCAGCUGUUGCCUAUAUUUUUAGGCACUAUACGUUAUUUAUUCAUUCAGCUAGUCCGUUUAGUUCCACUUGAAUGUUUGCAUUUUGUCUAUUUAAUUUAAAAAGGAAAAGGUACGCAGAACCUGUUCAGUAAUUGAGGUGAAUUUUGUGAUAUAAAACACUAAAUUUUACAUUGGUUGUCUCCAUACAUUUUAGAAGACGUUUAAAGUGCAUGUGCAUUUGUUUUUGUUUUAAUUUGUUUUGUUUUGUUUUUUGUUUUGUUUUGUUUUUUGUUUCUUAAUGACGCUUUUAUCUAUUUGUUACACCUGAUGUAACAAAAUAAGAUAUGACUAGAUUGGUGCAUAGAACUAGUAGAAUAUUUUGUAACAUUUAAUUCAUGAAUGAUUUUAUUAUUGUCAAGAAUUUUGUAGUCUUAUAACAUUAUACGUAUAGCGCUAACAUAUUAGUGCUCGUUUGUAAGAUAUCUCAAGGAUUAUUUAUUUUUAUCCGGAAUAGUUUUGACAUGAGCAUAUCUUUUUUGUAAUGCUUUCAUAUUUGAUAAUGACUUGUUAUAAAAUCAGUUUUCUUAAUUCUCAGUAUUAACUACCUUUUCGUGGAACAGUUUAAUUGCAAAAUUUUAGUUAUUUUUCAUACUUAGACUUUGAUAAUUCUUUGUUAAAAGGAUUAGUUUGGCUGAAUGCCGUUUGCAAAUUACUAAUAGUAUAUAAAUUAAAUCUGAGGUUGACUUGGGUCCUUUCAUUCCUUUGUUGAUAAAGCUAAAUAAUCAAUAAGGUUAUUUAAAUUUUACAAGUAUUUUGGAUCAAAAGCAAACAUGUGUAUGUGUAUGAUAUGUGACUGUAUUUGAUGAGUUGAUUGUUAGACACUACAUGUUCAAUGGCAAACAUUGCAGCCAUAUUCAGUAUUAAAAUAAACUCAACAUUGGUUAAACUUAAUUCACUGAAAUUGAUAUGUACGAAAAACUUAAGAUGCAUAAUAUUUUGAUACGAAACUGAUUCUGAAAGACCGAUCUUCCUUAAUUUGUAACAUAUUUUCCUUCUGAAAAACGUUGGCCAUAUCCUUCGACCAAAACAAAUUUGUUAUACAAAGCAUUAUGUGGGUCAGACACACAUCCUUACAAAAUAAUCAUGUUUCCAAUGUCAUUUGAAGCAAAAACUAUUUAAAUUAUCCAAAAGGUAGUCAAAAUGAUGAUUUUUCUUCUUGACCGUGCAUAUUAUUACAUGUCAUAAUGACCUUAUUUUUUACAGAAAUAAAGAAAUGUAAAAGUUCUUGAUUCCCAAAUCCUUUAUACAACACUUUUCAAGUUUACAUACAAUAUUUAGGAAGCAAACUUAACAAACAAGGUGAGUUUAUAUCAGCAAACUUCUGCAUACGAGGAAGCUAUAACUGAACACUUUAGUAGUUUUGGAGGUGCUAUAGUUGUUGUGGAGGUGCUAUGUUAACUAUGUUUAAGCUAAUGUUAGGUUUGGAUGAUUUUGGAGUUUUAAUUCAAGCCAGAAUCCCAGGUUUAGCAAUAGCGCUUUACAUAGUGUUUGCAUUGCUUACUUAUGUUUUAUUAAUAAAUUCACUUAUAGCCAUGAUUUUACAGACAUGUGCAGUGGUUCUUGAAGAUAGAUACCCACAAUGGCGACUGCAACAACUUUCGGUUGUCUUUUCCCUAGAAGAUCUCUUUUGUUUAUCUUGCAUUCGACAUAUAUUUUGAUACCCAGGAACAGAGAAAGAAAUCCGCGGAUUUGACUCAGUUUCAAAGCAAAAUAAAAUUUACAGUCGAUACUUUUUUAAACUACAUUCGUUACAAACAACAUAAUUAUGCUUCAGAGAAAGAUCGAGAAGCAAUGAAAAAGACAGUGAAAAAAAGAGCCAAUCAGAAUGGAAGGAUCGUUACGGUCUGAUCAAGGAACAUUCAAUUAUCUUUUGAAUACAGGAUAUGCACCGUCUCUUCAUAGACGAACAACAAGUAGAAUGAAAUCUUGAUUCCCAAAUCCGUUAUACAACAAUUUUCAAGUUUACAUACAACAUUUAGGAAGCAAACUUUACAAGCAAUUGGGAUUGGCAAUUUUGUCACACGUCUUAUUUCAAAUGUUUUAAUUGGUCUAAUUGUAUGAUAUUUUGAAAUAUCAAAGAUUUCCUCCCGCCAAGCCGGUUUGUGUGAAAAAGUAGUUUUAGCAAAAAAAGUCAUAUACGACCGUUUGGAAGCCCAGCGACGAUAAGUUUUCUAAACAUUCAGAACUUGUUGAUUUUGUAUUUGCAAAAUACUUUUACAUAUUUUGUUAGUGUUUACUAUUACUAAUGAAGUUGAAUUACACGGAAUUAUAGGACCAAUAUUGACCCUUCGUGAACCUACUAUCUUUUCUAUUUGAAAUAUAGUACACUAAAUGUGUAACUUUCAAGCCAAGUUUGGUGUGUCAGGCUCAGACCUGAGGUCUUUCAUUAAAUUAUCUUACGGGAUAUUAAGUUGCUUGAUGAGGAAAAUCCCUAUGCAACAAAAAAAAAAAGUACAUGUACCACUAAGAUCACUAAGAAAACUGUAUUUCCAUUGUGCUUUACUUGUGACUCAACACACCCGCUACAUUUGGAAUUUAGUUAAUUAUGUCAUGAUAUGCUAACAUUAAGAGAGAGAGAAAGAGAGAGAGAGAGAGAUAGAGAGAGAGAGAGAGAGUUAUUGUAAUUCAUUAUGAAAUGUAGAUAUAUGCAUAUCAGCAAUGCCGAUUGUAUGUGUUUAUAAAGAGUAUUGUAUGUGUUUAUAAAGAUUUACAUGUUAUGAAUCAAAUAAUAGUGCAACAGGGUACGAAUAGGAAUAUAUUUAUCGAACCUUACUCGCCAAAGUUUAUUUUCGGACUAGGUAAAAGUUGUAAUUUUUAUGAGUUAAUUUGAAUAUGUAAUUAUUGGAAACAGAUGUUCUGAUAAUUAGACGGCUUUUUUUGUCGCAGUAUAAGUGUUGGGGGUGUUAAGGUGUUAAGGCCAGUAAUAAGUCCAUAAUCUAGUGGUUCCAAAAUUUAACAAACAAAAUCAAAUUAAAUAUACUGUUGCUGAAAAGAAAGCGAAAUUUAUAUAUCCCAAUAUCGCUUCUUCUACAUCUUUUAACUCCCCGAUGGAUGUGGACAUUUUUAGCACAUACACGAAACUUGUUUUCUUUCCGUCAAUUGAACAGCACGGAAGAAUGUGAAUCGAAAUUUUAAUCCUCUCCUGUGUCUCAAACAUUCAUUCGAAACUAUUUAGAAUUAACUGCGAAGUUUUAAAACGUUGCCAUUGUAUGAUAGUUUCUACCAUUUUCAUAUACAUAUUUAGUGGAGAUUUUACAGUGCAUUUUACUUCUCUACCUAUACGACUGUGAUUUGCUCUGCGUUAAGUUUAUUUUUUAGAAAUUUAUUCAUUCAGUAUUUGUUAGAGAACUGUAUAAUACUAUAUCAGUAUUUUUGUAUUUGUAAAAUUGUGUGCCAAAUUGUUGCAUUGUUCACCAUUUUAGUUGAAGAUAAAAUUAUGUACAAUUCU
Mytilus californianus (California mussel) is the source of this 7659-nucleotide messenger RNA. RefSeq names its product transient receptor potential cation channel subfamily V member 5-like. Gene Ontology annotation, cellular component: membrane. Gene Ontology annotation, molecular function: calcium channel activity; protein binding. The transcript has 3 exons. The coding region runs from base 607 to 3444 and encodes 945 amino acids. NCBI's taxonomy places the organism in Eukaryota, Metazoa, Mollusca, Bivalvia, Mytilida, Mytilidae. Gene Ontology annotation, biological process: calcium ion import across plasma membrane. The record is from RefSeq and is a predicted model, not a curated record.